CCGCAGACUGACGGGGUUAUGAGCUGGACAGCGAGGAGAUGUUGGGGCCCCCACCGGAAGCUACUACGCCACCCCCGACGCAGGCGGAGCCAGAGGGGGGCGAGAGGGCGAAGACACCUACUACUGUGGCGUCACAACUAACUGAGUAUACAGGUGCACGCAUGGAUGUGGAGGUGCCGACAACCGGGGAGCCUCCGCCAGGGCCGCCACCCGCAGAGGAGGAGACAAGUGAGAGAGAUCCACUGCGAGAGGGUCACGAGGCGAGGACAGGGAAGCCACCGGGAGAGACGAAAGAAGAGAAGCGCUCGAGGGUGCAGGUACGCCUCGAAGAGCUAUACCAGAAAAAGCUUAGGAUGGAGGCCGCAGGAGAAGCGCCAAGGCCGCCAAUUGACCCUCCGACGAGCGAGCAGAGGAUUAGCGAGGCUUGGGCCAGCUAUGAGAGCGAGAGGGAUGCGGCUCGCCUGAGGUCGCGAGAGGUAGGACAGGGGAGUGCAAGAUUGGACGAGGCACGAGAGACAGAGGACUUGGGAUUUUCAGCCAUCAGGAUGGAGAUUGAGCUUGCAGAUAGGAGGAUAAGUGAGGUGGCGGUCUCGCCCUUCCAACGGUACUCCAUGCUCAGCGAUGAGUUGGCGGCCUCGAGGUUAGAGGACAUGGCGGCGAUGGUGGAGAGGCUCUCGGCCACUAAGGUGGUCAACUGGACGGAGCAGAGCCGGUAUGGUAUCCAGGGGAAGGAGGUACAGGGGCUCUUUGGCCGGGAAGGGACGGCAGAGCCACCUCACCAAGGAGGUAUGGAGAAGGUAUUCCUGGGCCCAAUAGAGGCGGCAGCACGGCAGGAGGCCGAGGAGGGGAGGUUUAGCUUCAGGACGCCCACGGAGUUGGCCUCGCAACAGGCCACCCCUAUGAUGAUUGAGAUCUCUGAGGGCGAGCCGGCGCAGGGACCCCAACCUCCAGUGGAGGAAGGGGGCCCCACAGAGGAGUCCCCUACGAUCCUUUUGGAGGUGCAGGAGGGUGCCCUUACGGGAGUAACAGCAUCCACUGAGCCGGAGGCAAUGGGGGGGAGAGGCGUCUCGACUGGAUGAGUUAGUGGCAGCUAUGGAGUUGGACAUGCCGUCAGGAGAGCCUCAGAGACAGAAGACCCCUGAG
Messenger RNA from Chara braunii, 1143 nucleotides. The record is from the annotation of a GenBank genome assembly. Lineage: Eukaryota; Viridiplantae; Streptophyta; Charophyceae; Charales; Characeae.